Messenger RNA from Cavia porcellus (domestic guinea pig), 1084 nucleotides. It is a transcript of the gene Nme1, whose product is annotated as NME/NM23 nucleoside diphosphate kinase 1. The transcript has 6 exons. The coding region runs from base 293 to 751 and encodes 152 amino acids. Gene Ontology annotation, biological process: GTP biosynthetic process; UTP biosynthetic process; CTP biosynthetic process. NCBI's taxonomy places the organism in Eukaryota, Metazoa, Chordata, Mammalia, Rodentia, Caviidae. Gene Ontology annotation, molecular function: nucleoside diphosphate kinase activity. The record is from RefSeq and is a predicted model, not a curated record.
CAGAGCUGCGCAGAAGGGUUCCGAGCGUGAAGGCUCUCCGAACCACGCGGGGCGCAUCGCGUUUCCGGUGCCUGUGGCUGCAGCCGGAGUUUAAAGCCCAGGCAGCUGGAGAGGUGGCAGGGAUGGGAAGAGCGGGGGACGUCUGCGGACCGAGCUGUCGCGCGCGCCGCGUGCUCGCCUUUGUCCUGCCGUCGUUCGCGUCCGCGGGAGGCUGCGCCCGAUCCUUCUUCCCCGGCGUCCCGGGGCCGAGCACCGACGCCCCUGGGGUGCCUGGCGAGUGGAUACUGGGACCAUGGCCAGCAGUGAGCGGACCUUCAUUGCCAUCAAGCCGGAUGGUGUCCAGCGGGGACUUGUGGGAGACAUCAUCAAACGCUUUGAGCAGAAGGGAUUCCGCCUUGUGGCCCUGAAACUUAUACAGGCCUCGGAGGACCUGCUCAAGGAGCACUACGUCGACCUGAAGGACCGCCCGUUCUUCCCUGGCCUGGUGCAGUACAUGCACUCGGGACCUGUGGUUGCCAUGGUCUGGGAGGGGCUGAACGUGGUGAAGACGGGCCGUGUGAUGCUGGGAGAGACCAACCCUGCAGACUCCAAGCCGGGCACCAUCCGAGGGGACUUCUGCAUCCAAGUCGGCAGGAACAUCAUCCACGGCAGCGACUCGGUGGAGAGCGCCGAGAAGGAGAUCGCGCUGUGGUUCCAGCCGGAGGAGCUGGUGGACUACAGGAGCUGUGCCCAGGACUGGAUCUAUGAGUGACCUUAGGCCAGGCAGUGGUGGCGCUUGCCUGCCCAUGGGCAGGGACCAGACUGUAGCAGAGCUGGCCCACACAGAGCGAGCGGCCCUGUCACCCUCACCCAGAGGGUGCACACUCAGCUGUGUGCACGCCAAUCCCUGCAGUGUUCUGUCCUCCGGUGGAUUAAAUUGGGAGCUGUUGCCCCAGCACGGAAGCAGCCGAGUUCGUCAUGUUGCCCUGUCUCUCCCCCCCCAUCCCUGCGGCUUUACCUCCUGGCACUGAGCCCGUAACAGACAUUUGCGGUGGACUCUGUCCAGUGUAGAGGACUCAUCAGAAAUGAAACACCUCCAUCCUUU